Molecule: messenger RNA, 3920 nt
Organism: Mauremys reevesii (Reeves's turtle)
Lineage: Eukaryota; Metazoa; Chordata; Testudines; Geoemydidae
Product: glioma pathogenesis-related protein 1-like
Exons: 6
Coding region: 85-894 (269 amino acids)
Cellular component (GO): extracellular region
Source: RefSeq, a predicted model, not a curated record
ACCCGAUCUGGGGAGCUAAGAGCACCAUAUAUAGCCAAAAAUAUUCUGCUUUCAGUGUUGGAAGGUCAGAGAGACUUGAGAAUCAUGAAAAUCACGCUGUCCCUUCCUGGGCUGGUAGUACUGUCUCUCUCAGUUUGCUGCUACUCUUAUGAGCCAAGUACUUUACCUGACACAAGAGACAAACAGUUUAUUGAGGAGUGUGUGAUGGCUCAUAACCAUUUUCGGUCCCGGGUGAAUCCAGCAGCUAGCAACAUGCUUCACAUGAGCUGGGACCCAGAUUUGGCAAAGACAGCCAGAGCAUGGGCAAAGACAUGUCAGUUUAAACAUAAUAUCUAUCUCAAGAUACCCGGGAAGGCCCACCCUACCUUUACUUCUGUUGGAGAAAACAUCUGGACUGGCUCUUUUCACAUGUUUUCUGUGACUGCGGCCCUCACUAGUUGGUACGAUGAGUUCAAAGACUAUGCCUAUGGCACUAACACUUGCACCAAUGUGUGUGGCCAUUACACUCAGAUUGCUUGGGCGACAAGUUACAAAGUUGGCUGCGCUGUUCACUUUUGCCCUACGGUAACAGGGUUUCGUGGACCUAAUGCAGCACAUUUUAUUUGCAACUAUGGGCCAGCUGGGAAUUAUCCAACAUGGCCUUAUGACACAGGAGCAGCAUGCAGCAAAUGCAAGAGUGAGAAGUGUGUGGAUAAGCUAUGUGAAAAUCCAGAGCGUGAGAAAGUCAUAAGUAACUCUGGGUGGUAUCCAGACUGGGACAGGUAUCCAGACCAGGAUAUGUGUGACCAAUACUGUAUCACUGUUCUAGUUUUAAGGCCAUUGUUAAUUAUAUUGACGUUUGGAGCUGUUUGGUUUCUACAGAAGCAUUAUCCCCAAGUAUCUAUAAGUGACUAAUACGCAUUUGAAAGAUUGCAGGAACACUUCAGGCUAUUCUACUCCUAUUCCAUGUGCAGAUUUAUUAGUGCGGGGAAAUCUAACACAAUGAUCUGUAGAAUGAGGCCUAAUCUAUUAAUGAUGAGUGCAUUUAUCUAUUUUCAAAUCACAUGCAAAAAAAGCCACACACAACCCUUAAUGCAAGGUAACUGUCUGAAUAUAGGUGAAGGCUCACUGUAAUUCGCUUGGUUAAGGGCCAGAGUUAAGGGCAUGCAUUCACCCUUCUCUUUUACGUGCUCUGUUAUUUGAGGACCUAAUGUCAUCAAGCUUGUGCAGUUAACAUGUAGCUAAUUGCUGCUGUCCUUACCCAAAGGAGUAGUCCAAUAGAAGUCAAUUGGACUACUUAUGUGAGUAAAUGAAGCAAGAUUUGGCCUGUAACCAUUUGCAUUUGACCCUGUAGGUGUUUAGUUUUUGUUUAAAUGUUUGAGGGGAUGAUGAGAAGAGUCACAAGUUCCUUAGCUAGCAGGCACCCUCAGUGCAGCCACAGGCCAUCUGGUGCCCAUCCACAUCCUCCUGCUCCUCAGUCAUAUGUACAUUUCUUGACAGGCACCAACUAGUGACAGGCGACUAGUGUUUGUUAGUACUGCAGGCUGAGCACCGGAUAUACCUGCACAUUUAUUGAAAUGUGCAUUCCCUCCUAGAGCAUGUGAAGUGUAAACAUUUGUAAUUGUAAAGCUACUGAUUAGAUUUUCUUCACUUAGAUCUUUUGAUUAGAUUGUGAGCUCUUUGAGACAAGGACUGGGUGGAAAGCACCUAGCCUGUUGUGGGUACUACCAUAUUAUACCAGAAUAUAAAGAACAAUAGGCUCAUGCUUUUUAGAGUUUAAUGAAGUCUAAAAGCAAGUCAAAUAGAAGAAAAUACUUCAAACUUUCAUUAAAAGUUACCUAUUUCACUUUAUGCAAUGUGCAUCCUAAUUCAGUAGUUACAGAGCCUAAACAAUGUUUACAUACAAGGGGCCCAAUCCUGCAAACACUUAGGCAUGUGAGUAGCUUUGCUUAUGUGAACAAUCCCAUUAGUUUAACUGAUUACUUGUGAGAAUGAUGUUACUUAUAUGCAUUAAGUAUUUGCAGGCCUGGGCCUCACUCCGAGGCCCCCAAAAUAAAAGACAAGGCCCUCACUUGCUCAUCUCACCUCUUCCAAAACAUUUGGGUGAAAAUCCAAGAAGGAUUUUCAGCAUCCCCUCUAGGGUGACCAGAUGUCUCAUUUUUUAUAAAGGGACAGUCCCAUUUUUGGGGACUUUUUCUUAUAUAGGCACCUAUUAUCCCCCACCCCCUGUUCUGUUUUUUCAUAGUUGCUAUCUGGUCACCCUACCUGUGACAAAUCCUGGGGCUCUGUCAAAGAGAGCAGGACUGUGCGAUGAUUUGGGGAAUCUAUGUGCAAACUGUUUGGUGCUAUGCACAGUCUGUAAGCCCUUAUGUAGCAAUGACGAAGCCAAGUCAGUCAGUCUGUUCCCGUGGAGCGCCCCCAACGGGGCUGUCCACGUCUAUUUAUUAUAAGUGGUUACAUAAAUCAUGCUAUUAUACGCAUGUACAAACUCAAGCCAACGUCUCGCCCCCUCUCCUGGUUGGUGCUUUAUGCACUGUGUACUCCAGAGAUAUACACCUAGUCAGCGCUUAAUCUGUGUGUCUCCUGACCGGAAGUGUGGCGGGGUGCGGGAACCACUUCAGCCACUCUAAAUCCGGGGGCGGUUUUCCUACCCCCUUAGCGCUUAAGAAGUGUAAAGUUCCUACACCCUUACGAUUAUUUUAAACUGUAUUCUUACUGCAUACUCCUUGGGCUAAACACAAAGGGAAUGGUGCCUGACUAUGUCUUUGAAUGAGAUUCUGAUGGUUUAAUCAGCAAUGAGUAGGCAGAGCCUGAACAUAACUGAACAACUGAAGCCUUGGAUAACCAGCUCUCUUCAGUUCUCUGGAGGACAGGAAAAUCCCCAGGAGCGAACCAAAGAGACUCAGGUGUUGAUAAAGCCCUUUAAAGACUGGAGGGCUGAGAAGUUGGGGAAGUCCUCACAGAAGGACUGACAGAGGAACAGGUUUCCACACAGGCGGGGAAACCUUUUUGACUGCUGGUCAGGCCAGGAGCUGGAGGACUCUGACUGGAGGGGUCAUAAAGAGAGAGAGAGAGAGACACACACACACACUUACUUCAUAUUCUCCCUGUGAUUGUAUGAACACCUGAGAACCAACUGAGAUCUCAGCAGGGCUUUUUAGCAUCAGUCAACAUCUUUGGACUUAGACUCCAGAACUCAAUUAGUCAGAUUCAGGCCUUGGCUCUGUUCAUACAAGUGACUUUACUUGGAUGGACCCCAUAACCCAUAAGGAGCCCGGUGCAGGUGUUUGCUUGAGUGAAGUCAAAUGCAGAUGUGUCCUUUAUGAGCAGAUUUAAUUAUAUGCAGCCCAGCUCCUACUACUCUAAAAGAGGAGCACAUGAGGUCUGCUGCUGCUUUGUGGGAAGUGAAGUUAAACACAGCAAGGAUUUCUCCUUCUUGACAUAGCUUACUUUGUGCUCUAUUUUAUUACAUUUCCUUAUUCUCCCGGGACGAGUUUAAAAAGUUUAGAACAUUUACCUGACAUUUCAACAUACACUCAAACAUCUCUAUGGAAAUUCCCAUGCAAAAAGCUUAAUUAAGAUGGUUGUAAAUCAUAAAUUUAGAUGCAAGACCCCAAACACAGAAUUUAUCAAAUGGUUGAAAGCCAAGACAUUUAGAAGUUAAGGAUCAAUAAACAAACUCUGACCAGAUGACACCCAUUCAAUGGCCACAAAAAACCCAAACUCCAUUUCCAGUCAUCCCAGUAAGUCACCAUAACUCAUCCACAUUUUCAUUAUGAACUACAAAUCCUCACCUUCUGUACAAUAAAUGCAAAUCACAUACAGGCCAUCAGCCUUAAACACAGCCCCUUUUCUGCUUCAGCUGCUCUGUAUGUCUAGGCCAUAAACAUUAUAAUCCAUUCAGUUAGGAAUCAGACAGCCGAAACCACUGUAGAUUGCUG